AUAUGAUUAAAAUUAAAUAUUUAUUAUUAACGAAAAAGAAAUAAACGAAUUUUCUGUCUCUCACGAGAGAACUUUUCCCCGAAGAGGACGAAGAAGAAGACGAGGUUUUCUCCAGAGAGACGCCACCGUCGUUAACGGAGCUAGAGGCGGUGAAAUAUCGUAACGGAGUGUAUACACGUGCAUACAAAGAGGGGAGAUGCUAGUGCGCAUCGGUUUUAGCUCGCUUGACCUAGGGUUUCGUCUUCUUGCGUAUCGGUGGACCUUGUCAAAUGGGAGAUAGAUCCUUUUUGCCUCCUAAGGGUGUUCAACGUUGUUGGGGUUUUGGUACGUGAAGCAGUAUGGCGCUCGAGGAUUUCUUUACCCUGACGGAGUUAAGAGAUGGACUCACUGUCACUUCUCGUGUCCAAGAGCUCGUGUCUGUCAUGCAGAGUAACAAAGACUCUGUUUUGAAGGAUGCUGGCGAUGCUUCUAGACAAUGGACAGCUGUUGCAAGCACGAUCGCGGUCACGAAGAACAGAGAGUGUCUUGAUGUUUUUGUAAAUUUAGAUGGAGUUCGUUACUUUGGUAGCUGGUUGGCAGAAGCGCAGACGCUGGGUAACGAAUCGGUUGAUAAGUCUGUAGACGAGUCGAUUCUUGCUUUGUUAGAAGCUGUUGAAAACAUAGGUGUAGAUGGUUCGAGGUUAGUUUCUUCUGGGAUAUGGGUUGCUGUCAAGAAACUUGUUGACCAUGGUAGUUCUCGUGUUCAGGAUCAGGCGAGAAAGCUCUUUGAUAGUUGGAAGGAUAAAGUAGUUAAUGACCAUUCUGAACGUGACAUUGAAAGCUGUAGCAAAGCUCAUGACGAUGAGAUGAGAGUUGUAGCAGUAAGCAUGGAGAUCAGUGGGCUAAAAUCAGGUGUUACUCUUUGCUCAACGCAAAGUAGUAAAGAAAAACAGUGUCCUGAAAUAACAGAUGAAGCCUUACCGUCAGGAACCUCAGGAGAAAACAACUCAGAUCAGGAUAAGGGUUUGGAACUGCAGAAUGACAAGGUUGGGUCAGCCUCGAACGUGAAUUCUCACCGCUCUAAUAUGAUGACUGAGACUUUGAAUGAAUCAUCCACCGAUGUUAUUAUGAAAGAUGUUCAAGACAAUCUUUCACCGAAGGGAAAAGGCUCCAUGAGAGAGACUAUUGUGCCUACUGUCUCUAGUAGCCUUCUUAGCUCAGAACGUGGUAGUGUUGAGGGCGCAUCAAAUGCUCCGCUGGGUGCUGAGAUAUCCAAGGAGAAGCAUUUGGGAAUCUAUGGAGAUUUUCCUGAAAAAAUGGGUGGAGCUGUAGCAGUGUCAUCUAGUUCAGCAGGACAUGUAGCUGCGUCUUCUGAUUCUGUUAUUGCCAGUAUGGAGUUGGAGAAAAAUGAAGUGAGAAGGAAUGCGUCUGAGACAAUAUAUGGGUCUGACGAUGCGAGUCUUGCCCAUAGUAGCAAACAUGUGCCUUCAUUGGCUCAUGUGAGGGACAAUCAGGAUUCCGACAAUUCAUCAAGAUUAUCAGGUGGUCAUGGUAGAAAUGAUAAACUUGAGAGUGACAGUAUGACGACUGCUCAUGCUGAGAAUGAAGACAAGAAAGAUGGUAAGGACCAUUUAGACAUAAAGAAAAAAGUAAAACGGAAAAAAAACCGCAGGUCUUCUAGAUCAAUGACCAUAUCCCAGCGCCUUGGAGCAAUCGACAAAACAACGGCUGAUAUUGACCUUGGUAUUUUGGAUGCCUUGGAGGUCGCUACCAAAGUCGCACAGGAAGUGGCAAGAGAAGUGGACUCUGGGGAAGCUUCUCAAAGUUCUUCUGACGAAGAACUAUCUGAUGAAAGCGGGCAGUCUGGUUCGCAAGACUCCCACGAUGAUGAGCUACACACGGGUUCUCCAUCUAAGGGACUAUCAAUGGGUGAAAGCCAUUCCAUUGAAGAACCGCAUGUUGGAGAUGAAGAUGUAAUGGAUGAGAAGAAUGACAAACUUGAGAAUGGGAUGAUGAACACUGAUGAUGUUAAAGAGAAGCACCUGGCAGUAGCUGCUAAAUCCGAAGUAGGGAGAGAGAAUAGUCCAUGUGGCUUUGACCUCAAUGAAGAUAUUUGUCCUGAUGAAACAGAUGUCGUUAUGUCUAUUUCAGAAUCUGGUAUGCCUGCAGCGUCACCAUUGCAGUUAGAAAGAUCUCUUAGCGCGAAAGGAUCGGGUGCUCCUAGAGGGGAUUCAAGAGAUAAGCAGGCGUUAUGUAUCGAUCUGAAUGUAGCUGAGGUAGGAGAUGAUCAAGUUGAAGAUCAAACUCCCUGGAAACAGUUUCCUUUCUCCUCAUCAAACUCUAGGGAUGGAGAAUCGUCACACGAACCUAAUCUCCGGGGAUCAAGCAGGUUCAACCUGGAUUUGAAUUGUGCAAACGAGGACGAUGACAUGCCUCCACCUUCUGAGGUGAAGAUGGAAACGAGAUUGUUUCUUAGUCGCAAUAGUCAGCAAAGUGCCUCUCCUGUCUCCUCAUUGUCAGUUGCUCAGCAAUCAGGGAAGGAAGUAAACUUUGACUUGAAUGACAGGCCACAGUUUUUCAUUGAGUCACGUGAUCAGGGUCCCUACUAUGGGCAGCACCCAUGGAGCACAGUCCCCUAUGGAGGUGAAAAAUUGGAUGAACCGGUUAUGUCCCUAUUGGGUACAAAAGUGGACUUUGACAGAAAAGACUCUGUAUCCCAGAUGCCUUCGUUCUUGUCCAAUGGCAAGUCCCUCGAGCCAGCAGUAGGAUUAUUCAUGGGAAGAACGGGAAGCUCUUUGGGUUUAGCCCCUGGUGUGUCCUUUUCUCCAGCCCCUACUUAUGGGUACAACGGAUUCACUGGUCCUCCUCCUGGUAUGUCAAUGUCACCAUCGCCCAUGUAUGUUCCUGGAACAGCUAUCCCAUACAUGGUGGACGCAAGGGGCACGCCAGUGAUGAUGCCUCAGAUGAUGGGAUCGGCUCCAUAUGCGCAGCCACCAUUCCCUCAACAGCACAUGUUCAUGAGCUUAGCGGGUGGAUCUCCUAGUCUGAAUGGAUCAGUGCGGCCACAGUUUGAUCAGAGCUCUGGGUUUGGGGUUGAGAUGGGAAACAGAGAGUCGCUAAGUUUGAGGCAGUUUCUAUCACCGGGGAAUAUGGGAGAGCAUUCACGAGCAAGCGUAGAGCCUUCAUCGAGUUUGUCUAUUGGCAUUGGUGGAAAGCGGAAAGAGCCGGAGACACCACGUUGGGAGUUCCCUCCUCCAUGGAGGUGAGUGGAGUUUGGGUUCUUCAAUAGGUUGAUUGGUCAGAGAAUGACAUAAGUGUUGGGAGGUAACUUAUAAUUUGUCUUGAUGAACUUUCGCUUUCUUCUUUUUCUUACCCCAUCAGUUUUCCCCGUUUAUUCAGGUUUUUAUUUGAUAACAUAUAUAUAGGAGGAUUUUAGUACAAACAUUGGUAUAUGUCAAAACAUUUUGUUAACCUUGUUGGGUAUUUUCUCCAUAAAAUAAAAUUUAUAAUAAA
This is a messenger RNA of Brassica napus (rape), 3492 nucleotides long. Its product is annotated as serine-rich adhesin for platelets. The transcript has 2 exons. Bases 339 to 3245 code for a protein of 968 amino acids. The record is from RefSeq and is a predicted model, not a curated record. NCBI's taxonomy places the organism in Eukaryota, Viridiplantae, Streptophyta, Magnoliopsida, Brassicales, Brassicaceae.